Messenger RNA from Zymoseptoria tritici IPO323, 1458 nucleotides. RefSeq lists its product as uncharacterized. The record is from RefSeq and is a predicted model, not a curated record. Gene Ontology annotation, biological process: RNA 3'-end processing. Lineage: Eukaryota; Fungi; Ascomycota; Dothideomycetes; Mycosphaerellales; Mycosphaerellaceae. Gene Ontology annotation, molecular function: RNA uridylyltransferase activity. The annotation marks the transcript as partial. The transcript has a single exon.
CUCGCAGCGGUGGAGAUCUCCAAAGUAGACAUGCCCGAAGCUGAGAAGAGCGCCAAGGAGUCGUUUCGUGCCGACCUCCAGAAAGUCUGUCGCCAAAUAUGCCAGGAAAAUCGUUCUCUUCCAGCAGUCUCCCUUGAGUGCUUCGGCAGCUUUCAGUCCGGCUUCGCGAGUGCAGGGUCCGACAUGGAUCUCGUGAUUGUUGUGCAGGAUGCGAAUGCAAUGGCUAGCUGCUUCUCACUGCUGGAGCAUGAUCUACCUCGAACACUCGAAAAGAAACUGCUCGAGUCUGGGUUUGGUGCGCGUCUGCUGACUCGUACUCGAGUACCAAUUAUCAAAGUCUGUCAAUCGCCGGCUGACGACUUCUUGGGCAAGCUCCGCGAAGAGCGGGAGAAAUGGAAUGCGCUGCCCGAUGAGCAGAAGUACCCUCAUCUGUAUCCAGAGGACCAAGUCAUCGGAAGCGAGACCGCUGUCACGAACGGUGCGCACCCAGAAAAGAUUGACACUCCCACAUCAACGAUGACGCGAGAGGGUGCGGUCACAACUAUUACGAAAAAGGUCUCAGACGAUGCCCCAGCUGCUCCGGCGACACCACAGGAGCCUACAGAUGCGGAUGCACUCAAAUCACAGCAAGUGCAGAAAUCAAAGCGCGAUCAACCCAAGAGUUGGCUAAGAGAGAAAAAGCCUGGCCCACUUGACUUCCCCAAUGAAGGCGUCGGUAUACAAUGCGAUAUCAAUUUCUUCAACCCUCUCGGACUUCACAACACGCAGAUGCUCCGUUGCUACUCGAUGUGCGACCCACGUGUACGGCCGAUGGUACUCUUUGUGAAGUCCUGGGCCAAGCAGCGCAAGAUCAAUUCAUCAUACUCUGGCACCCUCUCAAGCUACGGCUACGUUCUUAUGGUACUGCAUUACCUGAUGAACGUCGCGCGGCCACCGGUUCUUCCAAACUUGCAGAUGGCGUGGCGGCCACAAGGUUGCACUCCGUCUAGCGUCACCAGGACUGAAGUGGAUGGCUGGACAGUCGACUUCUGGCGCAACGAAGAAGAGAUCCAAAACGCAGUUCGCAAAGGUCAGAUGUCCUCAAACCGCGAUUCCCUUGGCUCCCUCCUCGCCGACUUCUUCCAAUACUACUCGUCGAUGGGCCAGGGUCCACAAUUUCGCUGGACACAGCAAGUCCUCUCCCUCCGCACGGAGCACGGUAUCCUCACAAAGGAGGCGAAGGGCUGGGUAAAAGCCCAAACCGAAGAGGGCGAGGGCAAGAAGAUCCAACAUCGCUACCUGUUCUGUAUCGAAGAUCCGUUCGAGUUGGCCCACAACGUCGCACGCACCGUCACUCACAACGGCAUCGUCGCGAUUCGGGACGAGUUCCGUCGUGCGUAUCGCAUACUCCAGUCGAUCGGUAAUGGACACCCCGCCAACGAAGGUCCACUGUUUGCCAAGCUUGUCGAGGACGAGCCC